This is a messenger RNA of Penicillium subrubescens, 2174 nucleotides long. Its product is annotated as GTPase GUF1. NCBI's taxonomy places the organism in Eukaryota, Fungi, Ascomycota, Eurotiomycetes, Eurotiales, Aspergillaceae. Gene Ontology annotation, biological process: positive regulation of translation. The record is from RefSeq and is a predicted model, not a curated record. Gene Ontology annotation, cellular component: mitochondrion. Gene Ontology annotation, molecular function: mitochondrial ribosome binding; GTP binding; GTPase activity. The transcript has 2 exons. Bases 77 to 2077 code for a protein of 666 amino acids.
GAUCUCCGCCAGAUUAUAACCAGCGCAAGGAGAUAGGCCAAUUCCUCUCUUCUUCCAUGCCACUGCAGGAUUCCCGAUGCGAGGAUGUCUGCAGUUAGUCCGAUGGCUGAGCGCAGCGCCGAACGGUCGGAUCGCGAGCCUCGCCUCGGCUGGCUUCUCGUCCCGGUAUAAUUCCCUUCGAUCCUUCACCAAUUCGGCCGUUUGGAGUGCCAGGGCAAAAGGAUCUCCAAGUUCACCGGAUACGGACCUCGAAAAGCGGAUCGCCGCAAUUCCUAUCGAUCGGUAUCGCAACUUUUGCAUCGUCGCCCACGUCGAUCAUGGGAAAAGUACACUCUCCGACCGGUUGCUGGAGCUCACGGGCACGAUCCAGCCUGGUAUGAAUAAGCAGGUCCUUGACAAGUUGGAUGUCGAGCGAGAGCGAGGAAUCACUGUCAAGGCUCAGACCUGUACAAUGAUCUACAACCACAAGGGCGAGGAUUACCUGCUACAUUUGGUAGAUACCCCAGGCCAUGUGGACUUCCGUGCAGAGGUGUCGCGCAGUUAUGCUAGCUGUGGAGGGGCCUUGCUCCUGGUCGAUGCUAGUCAGGGUGUGCAGGCGCAGACUGUUGCCAACUUCUACCUAGCCUUUGCGCAGGGCCUCGAAUUGAUCCCGGUCAUCAACAAGGUGGACUUGCCCUCGGCCGAUCCGGAGCGGGCUCUGGAGCAGAUGAAAAGCUCAUUUGAGCUGGAUACGGAGAACGCAGUCAAGGUUUCGGCGAAAACUGGAUUGAACGUUGCAGAAGUGCUCCCGAGGGUGGUGGAGAAGAUCCCAGCGCCAGUUGGAGAUGUCUCUAAACCUCUCCGCAUGCUUCUUGUGGACUCCUGGUACGACUCAUACAAGGGUGUUAUUCUUCUGGUACGCGUAUUCGACGGCGAGGUCCGUCCCGGCCAGCAACUCAUCUCGUUUGUCACCGGUCUCAAAUACUAUGUGGGUGAGGUCGGCAUUAUGUACCCCACUGAGACACCGCAGACGGUUCUCCGGGCCGGUCAGGUCGGCUAUAUCUAUUUCAAUCCCGGCAUGAAGCGCAGUCAGGAGGCCAAGAUUGGUGACACUUUCACUCGAGUCGGGUCUGAGAAGCUUGUCAAGCAACUCCCAGGUUUCGAAGAGCCCAAGUCUAUGGUCUUCGUGGCAGUGUAUCCCAUGAAUGCGGACCAUUUUGAGCACUUGGAGGACAGCAUCAACCAACUUAUCUUGAAUGACCGAAGUAUCACAGUUCAAAAGGAGUCCUCCGAGGCACUAGGAGCUGGCUUCCGAAUGGGCUUUUUGGGUACUCUCCAUUGCUCUGUAUUUGAGGACCGGCUUCGACAGGAACAUGGUGCCAGUAUCAUCAUUACUCCUCCCUCGGUCCCUGUUAAAGUGGUGUGGAAAGAUGGCACGGAAGAAAUCAUCACCAACCCUGCAAAGUUCCCUGAUGAUGACAGUGUUCGUCUGAAAGUCGCAGAGGUGCAGGAACCCUACGUGUUGGUCACGAUUACAUUCCCGGACGAGUACCUCGGCAAAGUCAUCGAGCUUUGCGAGGCCAACCGAGGCGAACAGGAAAGUAUUGAAUACUUCACUGCAAGCCAAGUCAUCCUCAAGUAUCAGCUACCACUGGCCCACCUGGUCGAUGACUUCUUCGGCAAAUUGAAAGGCAACACCAAAGGCUAUGCCAGUCUAGACUACGAAGAAUCUGCCUGGCGAGCCGGUAACAUCGUCAAGCUCCAGCUUCUUGUGAACAAGGUUCCCGUUGACGCCGUUUCACGCAUCAUGCACAUGGGCCAAGUCAACUGGCAAGGAAGACAGUGGGUCACCAAGUUCAAGCAGCAUGUUGACAGACAACUUUUCGAGAUUGUUAUUCAGGCUGCCGUUGGUAAGAAGAUCGUGGCUCGUGAAACGAUCAAACCGUACCGCAAGGAUGUCCUGGCAAAGCUUCAUGCUAGUGAUGUCAGUCGUCGGCGCAAGUUGUUGGAGAAGCAGAAGGAAGGCCGAAAGAGGCUUCGGGCUGUUGGAAACGUGGUGAUUGAGCAUAAGGCGUUCCAGGCCUUCUUGGCGAAAUGAUUGUACUAUACUUGUAUCUAUAUUUAUGUAUACCCCUCGAAUGUGUUUUUUACAAUGUCUUGUCAAAUGCCAAAGUCGUUUUCACUAUGUAUAGAAG